Messenger RNA from Mytilus californianus (California mussel), 996 nucleotides. RefSeq lists its product as uncharacterized. The coding region runs from base 29 to 799 and encodes 256 amino acids. The record is from RefSeq and is a predicted model, not a curated record. Lineage: Eukaryota; Metazoa; Mollusca; Bivalvia; Mytilida; Mytilidae. The transcript is spliced from 5 exons.
UUUUCAGAUUUUACUUUGAAAAAAAGGAAUGAAAAAAGGAUUUUUUGUCGUAUUAUUAAAUACCAUUAUACACGCAACUGUGGCAUGGAAACAAUCAUUGACAUUUUCAGAUUGUUGGUCAAUAUAUUAUGUAAAUAAUGACCACUCAUAUGAAAUCACAUGGAAUGGGGAUGAAAUAUAUUCGCCUUGUCAAGUUACCUUCCAUGGAUAUGACUCUGAUAACGUACUCAAUGAAUAUAAAGUGUGUAUUCGAGCGUCCAAUUGGAAUAUUACCGAUGAUGGUUCUGGAGUUGAAUUGAUGUAUUACAUGGGAGAUGACGUUUUAAAUGACUAUCUUGAAAAAACAUACAGUAAACAAAGCAUGUCUUCUGCAACAGAACAAUGGUGUUCGGAGGGUAAUAAGUAUGUUGAUGUAAAACUAAAGACGACCUCUUCAAUUUACACACAGGGAAAAAUUAAACUACAAGUCAGUGCACAUAUGACAUACAACUAUUAUAAAUCUAUCGCAUGGAUUAUUGGUGGAACAAUUGGUGGAGUUGCUUUGCUUAUAACAGUAGUUUCCAUGGUAAUAGUGAUUUGCUGUCGACGACGACAGAAUGCAGGGGUAGUGUACAAUACACCGAAUGUAGCUGGUAACACUAUCUUAACACAAUCCGGGUCACAACAACUGGCCGAUGGAGGAUUCUCAAACCAAGGCUACUGGAACCACCAGGCACCACCGUCUUACUACCAUUCAACAAAUACACCAUAUCCUGCAACACAGGAGACUAGCAGAGCAGGUGUACACCAAAAGCAAUAAAUUACUGUUUUUUAUUUGAACUGAAAUAAACAUCAAAAUUAACAUAAAAUCUUAAAGCGUUCUCAUCCCUCUCGGAACUUGUCAAGUUGUCCGUGUCGUUGCGUUACAAAAGCUGAAUCGCAGUUGUUUCCGGUUUCACGUAUAGAGGUUAUACGCACGAUUUGCUUCUCAAUCGUCCGAAAUUUGACGUUUAACGC